This is a messenger RNA of Nerophis lumbriciformis (worm pipefish), 3425 nucleotides long. RefSeq names its product metabotropic glutamate receptor 8-like. Gene Ontology annotation, molecular function: G protein-coupled receptor activity. Gene Ontology annotation, cellular component: membrane. The record is from RefSeq and is a predicted model, not a curated record. Gene Ontology annotation, biological process: G protein-coupled receptor signaling pathway. Lineage: Eukaryota; Metazoa; Chordata; Actinopteri; Syngnathiformes; Syngnathidae.
AAUUCACCUGUCCGCACACGUCACUUUUCUUCUCGUCACGCGCAGACCAGCCCCCUUUUCCCGCCUCUGUGGAACUUGGUGAGCCCCCUCCCACCCCGCCAAAACACCGCAUCUUGGCGGGAGAGAUGAGCGGCGGGGGCUACCGAGUCACGACGAGGGCGGGGGCGGGGGGCUGAUGCGCCCCAGUGACCUGGCGUCGGUCCACGGAGGAGAACCGGACACCCACCACAGGUGAAGGAAGUGACGUCACCUUCUUGGCAAAUUGCUGCCUUGGCGCGAGAAAGGUCCGCGGCGGCGCGGGAAAAAUCUUGCUCGUGCUGCGGACGGAAGCAGGAAGCCUGUAAAGGAGGACUUCGAGGAGGAGAUGUUCCACAACAGAAGAAGAAGCCCAGAAGAACCUCCAGGUUUUCAGGUGUAGUGAUCCAGUAUUUGGACUCUGGGUGCCUCCAUGGUCCCGCUUGUCUCCACCUCGCCGCCCUGCCCGUGUGUUGACGUCCUGCAAGAUGGCGCCGGCUCGGAAGCCGCUGAGCGCCACGUGUCGCCACUUCCUGUCUCUGCUGAUACUGAACGGCUGCUGGCCGCCAGGCUCCGCCUCCCAGAAGAGCGCUGCCGGCGCCGACCCCCAGCAGCCCUUGGCGGAGUACGCCCACUCCAUCCGACUGGACGGCGACCUCAUCCUGGGGGGGCUGUUCCCCGUGCACGCCCGCGGCGAGCGAGGUCUGCCUUGCGGCGAGCUGAAGAAGGAGAAGGGGAUCCAUCGGCUGGAAGCCAUGUUGUUCGCCAUCGACCUCAUCAACAAGGACCCCGAGCUGCUGCCCAACGUGACGCUGGGGGCGCGCAUCCUGGACACGUGCUCGCGCGACACCUACGCCCUGGAGCAGUCGCUCACCUUCGUGCAGGCGCUCAUCGAGAGGGACGCCUCCGACGUGCGCUGCGCUAACGGCGAGCCGCCCGUCCUCGCCAAGCUGGACAAGGUGGUGGGCGUCAUCGGGGCGUCGGCCAGCUCCGUCUCCGUCAUGGUGGCCAACAUCCUGCGCCUCUUCAAGAUCCCUCAGGUCAGCUACGCGUCCACGGCGGCGGAGCUGAGCGACAACACGCGCUACGACUUCUUCUCCCGCGUGGUUCCUCCAGACUCCUACCAGGCCCAGAGCAUGCUGGACGUGGUGCUGGCCAUGGGCUGGAACUACGUGUCCACGCUGGCCUCAGAGGGCAACUACGGCGAGAGCGGCGUGGACGCCUUCGUGCAGAUCUCACGCGAGUCAGGAGGCGUGUGCAUCGCUCAGUCCCUGAAGAUCCCCCGCGAGCCCAAAGCCGGCGAGUUCGACAAGAUGGUCCUGCGUCUGUUGGAGACGCCCAACGCCCGCGCCGUCAUCACCUUCGCCAACGAGGACGACAUUCGGCGCAUCCUGGAGGCGGUGAAGCGCAACAAGCUGACAGGUCACUUCCUGUGGGUGGGCUCUGACAGCUGGGGCUCCAAGAUCUCACCUGUGUUGCAGCAGGAGCGCGCGGCGGAAGGCGCCGUCACGAUCCUCCCCAAGAGGGCGUCGGUGGACGCCUUUGAUCGCUACUUCAAGAGCCGCUCGCUGGCCAACAACCGCAGGAACGUUUGGUUCGCUGAGUUCUGGGAGGAGAACUUCGCCUGCAAGUUGGGGACACACGGCAAGAAGAGCGGCGGCGUGAAGAAGUGCACAGGUCUGGAGAAGGUUGGCCGUGAGUCGUCGUACGAGCAGGAAGGCAAAGUGCAGUUCGUGAUGGACGCCGUCUUCGCCAUGGCACACGCCCUGCAUGACGUGCAGCGUCAGCUGUGUGCAGGUCACAUGGGCGUCUGCGACCGCAUGACCAACAUGGACGGCAAGGAGCUGCUGGCCGCCAUCCGACACGUCAACUUCAACGGAAGUGCGGGCACCACGGUUACCUUCAACGAGAACGGCGACGCCCCCGGCCGAUACGACAUCUUCCAGUACCAGAUCAACAAUCUGUCCAGUGCCGAGUACAAGCUCAUCGGUCACUGGACCAAUCAGCUGUAUCUCAACAUGGAGGCGCUGCAGUGGCACCAGGGCGCCGCCGCCCCGCCGGCCUCGGUGUGCAGCCUCCCGUGCCGGGCGGGCGAGAGGAAGAAGGUGGUGAAGGGCGUGGCGUGCUGCUGGCACUGCGAGCGCUGCGAGGGCUACCACUUCCUGUCGGGCGAGUUCGCCUGCCAGCUGUGUCCGUACGAGAUGAGACCGGACGAGAACCGCACGGGCUGCCAUCCCAUCCCCAUCAUCAAGCUGGAGUGGCACUCGCCCUGGGCGCUGAUUCCGGUCUUCAUCUCGGUCCUGGGCAUCCUGGCCACCGCCUUCGUGGUGGUCACCUUCCUGCGCCACAACGACACGCCCAUCGUGCGAGCGUCGGGCCGUGAAAUGAGCUACGUGCUGCUGACGGGCAUCUUCCUGUGUUACGUCAUCACCUUCCCCAUGAUCGCCGCGCCCGACGUGGCGGUCUGCUCCUUCCGCCGCGUCUUCCUGGGCUUGGGCAUGUGCUUCAGCUACGCGGCGCUGCUCACCAAGACCAACCGCAUCCACCGCAUCUUCCAGCAGGGCAAGACGGCGGUGACGGCGCCGCGCUUCAUCUCGCCCGCCUCGCAGCUGGCCAUCACCUUCUCGCUCAUCUCCGUGCAGCUGCUGGGCGUGGUGGCGUGGUUCGCCGCCGACCCGCCGCACACCUUCGUGGACUACGGCGAGCAGCGCGGCCAAGACCCCCGGAGGGCUCGCGGCGUCCUCAAGUGCGACAUUUCCGACCUGUCGCUCAUCUGCUCGCUGGGCUACAGCAUCCUGCUGAUGGUCACGUGCACCGUGUACGCCAUCAAGACGCGCGCCGUGCCCGAGACCUUCAACGAGGCCAAACCCAUCGGCUUCACCAUGUACACCACCUGCAUCAUCUGGCUCGCCUUCAUCCCCAUCUUCUUCGGGACCUCGCAGUCGGCCGAGCGGACGUACAUCCAGACGGCCACGCUGACGGUGUCUCUCAGCCUCAGCGCCUCCGUGUCACUGGGGAUGCUCUACGUGCCCAAGGUCUACGUCAUCAUCCGCCACCCGGAGCAGAACGUUCCCAAACGCAAGCACAGCUUCAAGGCCGUGGUCACGGCCGCCGCCUUGAGCAGCAAGCUGUCGCAGCUGGCGGCCCAGCGGCCCAACGGCGAGGCCCAGACCGAGCUCUGCCAGGGCGUGGAGGCUGCCGCUGUUCCCACCAAAACCACCUACGUCAGCUACGCCAACCACGCCAUCUAAACAGGACCCUGCGGACUGUCUCCAGAGUGAUCCGGGGGGGAAGUGAACUCCGGGUUUUAGUGUUUACACGAAAGGAGCCAAAAAAAAAGCGGACGGUGAUGAGCAGAAAGUCAGAGAAGAAAGAGAAUGAGAAACGUGUUUUGUUGUCGUUUUUGAAAA